This is a messenger RNA of Eucalyptus grandis, 1282 nucleotides long. Its product is annotated as protein IQ-DOMAIN 1. The coding region runs from base 80 to 883 and encodes 267 amino acids. The transcript has 6 exons. NCBI's taxonomy places the organism in Eukaryota, Viridiplantae, Streptophyta, Magnoliopsida, Myrtales, Myrtaceae. The record is from RefSeq and is a predicted model, not a curated record. Gene Ontology annotation, molecular function: protein binding.
GCUAGUUCCAUGUGGAGACUCACGUUGCAUCUCCCGAUACUCUCUACAAUAAAAAUGGCAUUUUGCUUAUCUUGUUUUCAUGUUCAUAUUACCAGCGCAAGCAAAAGGUGCCAGAGCUUCUCCAUUCUCAACCUUGAUGGGUCCUGGUAACUGCUUUAGGAGUCUCAAGAAAGCGAAGGAGGGAACUUCCAGACAAGCGAAGGUGGAAGUUUGCGCUGCCAAGUCCAAUGGGUCCAAGCAGGAUUCACAAAGAAAAUGGGGUAUUCCUGGAAAGCGGGUUGAAGAUACUGCCGCAACUAGGAUUCAAGCUGCAUUUCGUGCAUUUCUGGUACGAAGGACACUGUACCGUCUGAGAUGUGCAGUGAGGUUCCAAAGCUUGACUCAUGGUCUACCCGUGACAGAGCAAGUGUCGACUGCACUUAGCUAUUUGCAUUCGUGGAGCAGGAUCCAAACCGAGAUUAGAGCUCGACGAAUUAACAUGGUCACUGAGGCACGCAUGAGGCAAAAGAGACUAGAAGAUCAGUUGAAGUUUGAAGCCAAGCUCCAGAAGCUAGAGCUCGAAUGGUGUGGAGGCCCCGGAACCAAGGAGGAUAUCCUUGCAAAGAUACAGCAAAGAGAAGCAGCAGCAGCCAAGCGGGAGAGAACCCUGGCAUACGCCUUCUCUCAUCAGUGGAGGGCUAACUCCAGCCACUAUCUCAGUCGACCCUCUUAUUGUCUAGUCAAAGAAUGUUGGGGUUGGAGCUGGUUGGAACAUUGGAUUGCUACCCGGCCCUGGGAAAUCCGACCUCAGUCAUAUUCAACUGAAAUGAUGGCGAAGCAGCUUGGCAAAUCGGCAAAGCCUUGUAUUACCCAAAGGUCAAAACAGCUUCAAUUGUACUACUGAAACCCUGGAACUCAAGAGGUAAUCACGAUUCCCAUGCAACGCCAGCUUGGCAAUGUGAAAUAAGCCUAUGAGAUUCUUGAGUAAUUUAUUUCAAGAUUGAGAUGAGGUUUGCGUUAGUAGCAGUUGCAGUCUCUAAGAGCAUGGGACAUAAGUCAAUACUCAGGAAUGGCGUAAUCUUUCUUUACUGGACAACUGAUAAUUUAUGAUAAUCUGAUCUGCUGGUUGUUAUUAAUAAAUCUGGCGGAUGUAACUGCCGAGCUCUGUGAUUUGGAUUGUUCAAUAAUGUGUGUUAUAAUAUGUAUCUGUAUCAUUGUAUUAAAGACUCUAGCCAAGAAAAAUACAAUUGUACAGCCUCAUUGUUUGUAUAUGCUUUAGACUAAUCAAAAGAAUAUCAAAAAA